AUGUACACCUCCGGCACGACCGGCGACCCAAAGGGCGUGGUGCACACCCACGGCAGCAUCAUUUCAGGCUUGACGGCGAUGGAGCGCUACAUCGACAGUCUGCUGCCGCGUGUCACGCAGGAGCGCUAUUGCGCCUUCCUGCCCUUGGCCCACAUUCUGGAGUUCGGCGUCGUGAACAUCUUCCUCGCGAGAGGGGCAACCGUCGGCUUUGGCAGCCCGCGGACGCUGACGGACGUGACGGCGCGACCGCACGGGGACUUGACGGAGUACAAGCCCCGCUGCAUUGUGGCCGUUCCGCGCGUGUACAACACGCUGAAGCGGGCGGUGGAGGCGAAGCUGCCGGCGGAGGGCACGGUGAGGCGGCACGUCUUCGACACCGCGUACCAGAGCCGGCUGGCGGCGCUGAAGGAGGGGAAGGAGACGCCCUACUGGAAUGAGAAGGUGUUCAAGCAGGCACGCGCGGCACUCGGCGGGCGCUUUGAGUUUCUGCUGAGCGGCGGCGGCCCGCUUGCAGCCUCGACGCAGGAGUUCGUGAAUGUCGUGUUUGGAUAUCUCGUCGGCGGCUGGGGAUUAACCGAGACGAUCUGCGUUGGUGCGAUCCAGCGCACUGGUGACCUUACCCCAGGUGCGGUGGGACAGGUAUUAGAGAUGGAAGAGCUGAAGCUCAUUGACACGGAGGAGUACAAGCACACCGAUCAGCCGCACCCGCGCGGCGAGCUCUGCCUGCGCGGCCCUUUCCUCUUCAAGGGCUACUACAAGAAGCCGGAGCUGACGGCGGAGGCGAUCGACGCGGAGGGCUGGUUCCACACCGGCGACAUCGGCAGCAUCGACAACGACGGACGCGUCUCCGUGAUUGGUCGCAUCAAGGCCCUCGCGAAGAACUGCCUGGGCGAGUACAUCGCCCUGGAGGCGCUCGAGGCCAUCUACGCCAAUCACCCACUUGUGCUGAACAACUGCGCGUGUGUUGUGGUGAACCCGGAUCGGCGCUACAUCGCCGUGAUCUGCGUCGCGGCAGAGACCAAGGUACGCAAGUUUGUCGCGGCGCACCCGGAAGGCUUCCCUCCCGCUGCCGUCGAUGGCACGAUGCCGAUAGCAGAGCUGAUUGCGCUGCCCGAGCUUUGUGCCAAGGCGGCUGCGUCGAUGGCAGAGAUGGGGCGGGAAGCACGACGCAAGCCGUUCGAGCUGCCGCACGACGUUCGCUUUGUGUUGGAGGAGUGGACCCCCGAGAACGGCGUGCUGACCGCCGCGAUGAAGCUGAAGAGGAAGGCGAUCAGCGAGCGCUUUGCGCGGCAGAUCGAGGAGAUGUUUGUGAAGGAGUGA
Molecule: messenger RNA, 1320 nt
Organism: Leptomonas pyrrhocoris
Lineage: Eukaryota; Euglenozoa; Kinetoplastea; Trypanosomatida; Trypanosomatidae
Product: putative long-chain-fatty-acid-CoA ligase
Exons: 1
Coding region: 1-1320 (439 amino acids)
Cellular component (GO): endoplasmic reticulum; membrane
Molecular function (GO): long-chain fatty acid-CoA ligase activity
Source: RefSeq, a predicted model, not a curated record